AUGAUAUACGAUGAUUCUCGUUCCAAGGAGGACCGGAGCAGCGAGGUGAGUGAGGCACUUCCAACUCUUUCCUUCUCGCGACUCCAGCAUUCCCGGAAUAUGUCCGCGUCGCUGCUGGAUAAUUUCAUGCAGCUGCAGCGAAAAAUCGUCGAUCCUCAGGAUGUUUAUGAUCAAGCAAACGGCUGCCGCGGCAUGCUACUCAUGAUCGAGGCGCUUUUUCUCGACGGCAAAUUGAGUUUGGAAGCCCGAGAUUAUUUAAACAUACAGUACACAACCCUCCUGAACACACUUUGGAUGGGCGACUUGGGGAAAAAGUACGAUGAUUUGAUGUCGGUCGAAUCAUCAUCCGGAGUCGUCACUUCGGAUCAAAUGAAGGGUCCCAAGCCUCUCCCCGUGCAGAUAUCACCGAUCAUCACAGAGGAGGCUAUACAGCACACGCUUGAGUUUGCUCUGAGUCUGAAGGAUCGCCCGAAAGUUCCGGAGUCCGCACAGCCCAGCGCAAGGGGCGGCGACCAAGAGCCUGCGCAGGUUGGCGGCAACCGUCAGGCUUCGUCACGGGAGAGGCGCGAGAAGAAAAUACCGACGUCUGAUCAAGUGUUCUGUUCCGCGAAAUCAAUGCACGCGGCUGAGAACCCGGAGCUGUAUAAGAAACCCUUCGAUGACCUGAAGCAGAAUCCAGAGAUCGAGGCAAUCGGUUUGGACGUUGCGAAACGAGUGCUAAUCGAAAUGAUGACAGAGCAUCCCGAGACAUCUUGGGACGAAAUCGCUGGUCUUCAGUACGCCAAAAAUGCUGUGCGCGAAAUGAUUGUCUGGCCGCUACUCCGACCGGAUAUUUUCACUGGGGCCCGGGAACCUCCCAAGGGAAUGCUGCUCUUCGGACCCCCGGGCACGGGAAAAACGCUCAUCGGGAAAUGCAUCGCCGCCGAAGCUAAGGCUACUUUCUUCAGUGUAUCCGCGUCGACGCUCGUCUCCAAAUUCAUCGGCGAAUCGAAUCUGCUUGUCAGAGCGCUUUUCGCGGUCGCUCGUGUCAAACAACCCUCGGUCAUCUUCCUCGAUGAAUUGGAUUCUCUGCUUUCGGCCCGUGGAGCUCAGGACCACAAGCACGACCGUCAGCUCAUAACCGAACUCUUCGUCCAGUUAGAUGGCGCGAAAACCUACAAGAACAAUCGUGUCAUCUUCAUCGGAGCCACGAACAGGCCUUUCGAUUUGGACGACGCCGCGAGACGUCGACUCGUGAAAAGGUUAUACAUCGCCCUCCCGGACCAAGAGGCUCGAGCGAUCAUCAUAGGAAAUUUGUUCAAAGACACGAAGCACGUCCUAAGCCAGGAUCAGCUGGAUGAGCUCGCUCGGAGGACCAAAGGGUACUCGGGGGCCGACAUGGCAAACCUCUGUAAGGAAGCCGCCUUGGCACCGAUCCGAGACUUUGCGGGGGAGCUCAACGAAUUGAAACUCGACGAGAUAAGGGCGGUAACUUUUGAAGAUAUGGUAGGCGCUCUCGACAUCGUGAAAGCGUCGGUCUCCGAAGGAGACCUGCAAGCAUACGCUGAUUGGAACAAGCAGUUCGGUUGCUGUAGCGGUCCGGCUGAGUAGAAUCCUCCAGAGCAACCUUCACUUUCGCAUCCACCUGUACAGCCGGUUUGCGAUGCGCGAACGUUGAGUUGUCUGGAACGAUUCGGCCCACUGAUUUUCCUGCUCCAUCCUCCCCGAAAUCGAACCUCUCCAAUCGAUCUCUAUUGUCGUAUCUGCGCAUGGUCGAGACGACAAGGUAAAAUACCGGCCCGGUGAGCGAUGUUCAAAGAAUUCAAAGUGGUCAUGACCAGCGCAAAAGUCACAAUCUCAAAGGAUGGUUUUAUUUGAAAGAAAUUAAAGCAACACCCU
This is a messenger RNA of Galendromus occidentalis (western predatory mite), 1878 nucleotides long. Its product is annotated as fidgetin-like protein 1. The transcript is spliced from 9 exons. Gene Ontology annotation, molecular function: ATP binding; ATP hydrolysis activity. The record is from RefSeq and is a predicted model, not a curated record. The coding region runs from base 1 to 1590 and encodes 529 amino acids. NCBI's taxonomy places the organism in Eukaryota, Metazoa, Arthropoda, Arachnida, Mesostigmata, Phytoseiidae.